Molecule: messenger RNA, 717 nt
Organism: Erythranthe guttata (spotted monkey flower)
Lineage: Eukaryota; Viridiplantae; Streptophyta; Magnoliopsida; Lamiales; Phrymaceae
Source: RefSeq, a predicted model, not a curated record
AUGGCAAGACGACUAACCCGGAAUUCCCAAGUCACUCCCACUAAUGAACCAACCGACCAUAACCAAACCAUCCAUAACCUCUCGAACCUUAUUCGAGAACAAGCCCAAAACCACCAAAGACAAAUUGACCAACUUCUCCGACGAAACCAUCCUCCUCCGCCUCCUCCUGAAGCAGCACCUGACGCCAUUUACGAACGAUUCCUCAAAAUGAAUCCCUCCGAAUUUCAUGGUGGAACCGAUCCGACAAUAGCCGAAGAAUGGGUCAAAUCCUUAGAAGUGAUCUACGACUACAUGCAAAUGGCCGAUCGUGACCGUGUACAUUGCGCUCUUUUCUUACUUCAAAACGAAGCUCGUCACUGGUGGGAAGGAUUCAAAGAAGGAGUGGACCUCGACACUAUACAAUGGACCGACUUCAAACUACAAUUCUUCGAAAAAUAUUUCUCCAAAGACGUACGUGCCCACAAACUGAAGGAAUUUCUAGAACUUCGUCAAGGAGAACUGCCAAUGCUCGAGUACAUCCGUCGCUGCGAAAGUGGCUGUCUCUACGCCCCAUUCAUCGCUCGAGACCCCGAAGAGAAAAAGAAUCACUUUAUUCGUGGCCUACAACCGGAGAUCCGACGAGAUAUCCGCAUGUCCGAUGCCUCGACUUUCAGACAACUAGUGGACAAAGCCCUGAUGGCAGCCCAAGACGAAAAGGAGAUCCAACAGAAUCGUUAA